GGGAGGAGUUUCACAAACAAGAACUAGACAGCCUUUAGGUUUCGUUUCUUGGGUGGAGUCGCAGCAAAAGUAGUUUUACGCCCGCUGGAGUUUGACAAAGCUGGAGGAGCGGCACUGAUCUGCAUCUUUAACCUUCUCGCUACAGCUUUCAGUGUCCGUUCGUCGUCAUGAAUGAAUUUGUUCGUGAUAAAUUAACUGAGUGGGGUCUCCAAGUCUGGAUAGAAAAAUUUGAAGACGAAGGUGUUGAUGAGGAAAGUUUUUACAAUCUGGAAGAUCAAGAAAUUGCCGAAUUGAUCCCAAAAGUGGGACCACGGACAAAAUUCAAGAAGAGACUGAAGUUGUUAAAGGUUCACAAGGAACAAAACACAGCAAAUCCAGAUACAGCUGAUGCGUCUGCUCAAGUCAUUCCAUCCACCAGUAGAACAAGUAAUGAAGGAAAGAGAAGGUCUGAUCUCCAGGGCGAGUCCAAUCAACAGCAACCACCGACUAAGAAACAAAGACCGGGAUCCUACUCAGAAGAAAUUAUACUGGCUGAUGUGAAAGAGAUAAUGGGACGUGUCCUAAAGACAAUACCUCGUAAAGAAAACAACCUGAACGACUUUUUGAGGAGAAAAAUCCACGAUUUGGAGACGGACAAGAGGGAGGUGGUCGGCGUCUUUGGCAAUACCGGAGCUGGAAAGAGCUAUUUGAUUAAUGCCAUCAUUGGAUUGAAGAACUUCUUGCCCUCUGGAGGCAUCAGUGCAUGUACGUCAGUCCUGAUUAAAGUGGAGGCUAACAUGCAGAACUCAAAGUACGAAGCAAUCGUUGAGUUUAUUACAAAAGAGGAGUGGAGAGAUGAGUUGUGGUUCUCAAAAAAUUUUAGUCUGGAAAAUGGGGAAGAUGACACAGAAUAUAAGGACAUUGUUGAAAAGCUGUCAGCGCUGUAUGGAGAAGACUGGAAAGAAAAAUCUCCUGAUGACCUCAUGGAUGGCAAAUAUUUCAAAAAGAUCCCAGAAUUUCUCCAAUCCAACGAAGAACUGAGAAAGAAGAUUUUUACAGCCGAUGAGGCCGAAAAGCUAUUUAAAAGUUUAAUCAGAUACACAAGAACCAACACAGAUGACCCAGAAGAUGAAGGCACAAGGACGUGGUAUUGGCCGCUGGUGAAGUGUGUGACCAUCAAGGUGCCAGAUGCUGAUCUUCUGAAGCAUGUCACACUGGUGGAUCUUCCUGGAAAUGGGGACACUAACAAGAGCAGAGACAAUAUGUGGAAAACGAUCAUUGGAAGUUGUUCCACUAUCUGGAUUGUGACUGACAUCAAUCGAGCUGGAUCAGCCAAAGAAGCCUGGGAAAUCCUGAAAGAUGCCUGCAGCUACAUGGGAAAUGGUGGCCAGUGUAAUGAGAUUCACUUCAUCUGCACAAAGUCUGAUGGUCAUUCAGAUGCAAAAGACACUUCAGCAGCUGGUAUUCGUGAUUUCAUCUUAAAAAGAAACCAACAAGCCAAGGCCAAAGUGAAACAAGAAUUUAACCAACUAAAGGAGGUUAAGAAACACGUCAGUGAGAAAAGUUUCAAAGUCUUCACAGUGAGCUCUGUAGAGUUUCUAAAUCACAAAUAUCUAAAUCAAGAAGAAACUGAAAUACCCAAACUUCAGGAGUUCCUGCAGGAGCUCAAUGACUGUCACAAAGAGACGUUGAACUACGUGUCCGGAGCCCACGGGAUCCUCUCUCUGAUUCAAGGGGCCAGCCGUGGAGGAGGAGCUGAGAAAAAGAAAUCUGUGUGCACAAUCCUUGAAACAAAGAUGAAAGAUGAACUUCAAAAAGUCAGGAAUCAAAUGGUAGAAACAUACGAGGAUUUUAAAAGGUGCCUCAAUGAAGGAGUUGAAAAAUCUGAACAUUCCUGUGAAACGGUCUUAGAGUCGGUGAUAAAUCCUAGAAGGCCAGGAGGUGGUUUCCACAAGACACUGAAGUAUUUAGUCGAGCACAACGGCAUCUACAAGGCUGAAAAGAAUCGAGCAACGAGGAAACCAAAAAACCUCAACAUGAAGUUAUCUUCAUACCUGACUGAGAGCAUCGAUGAGAAAUUCAAGGAGACCUUCCCAAAUGAAGUAAAUUGUGGACCAUUCAACGGAAAAAUCAAUUCGUUUUCACUUGGCACAAAGAGGAUGAAAAUGAAGCCAGAGUACGAAGAUGUCAAACUUCAACUGGAAUUCCUCAAUGCAGAGGAAGAUAAGAUGAAGAAGAAACUCAUCAAAGUCAUCCGUGAACGUAAGAAAAGGAUCUACAGCAGUCUGAUGACAACAGUUGAGGAAUCAAUGCAGAAAUGCUAUGAUGAUGCAAAAGUAAUAAGAGGAGCCAACUCACUGAUUAACAUGAGGGAAACAAUGAGGAAGCAUGUUCAUGAUUCAAAACACAACAUGUUCAAGAAUGCUAAAAAGGUCAUGUUGGACCAGCUGAGAGACUUGAUGAAUGACAUCCUGAAGGACCUGAAAGUGACGAUGCAGGAAUCAAUCGACCUGUCGCUCAAGACAGACGGUGACUCAAUCCCAGAUUUUACAGUGGAGCUUGGUAAGGUGAAGAACCACUAUGAAGAACUGAAGGGAAGCGCAGAAGAAGACCAGUAGUUUGGUAAAAGCUGUUAAAACAUCUACACUAUGACUCUGGAUUGAUGUUCUGAAUAACUCUUAACAGCCAUUAGCCACCAGUCCACUAUGAUUACUGAUUUAAUGAUUUACAUUUUUCUUCUUGACUAUAUAUCUAUAAUACAUACAUUUUCUGUCCAAUUUUUAAUUGUACUUCAUUUUAGGAAUUGAAAUUAGAAUGAUUUUAUGGGUGUGUAGAUAAAUCCUGAACAUUGGUCUCAGCGUGUACUGUGUGUUGAUUUUGGCAACGGUUUUAGGCUUUUCAAAGAUAAAACUUACUGCAAAAUAAUGUUUUCUAAAUGUUUUAAUUCAUGUAUCAAAAAUAGGAUGGAACUAGAUGAUUGUAAUCAACCCGCCUAUCUGGUUUCUAAUUAUUUACUGAAUACUUGUUUUGUCUUACUAUACAUUCUAUGUGCAUCUACAAUAUUUCGCACACCAUACUCUGAAAUAACGUUAAUUGUUAAAGUGUCACAUGGGCGUCACAUGCCCUUUUUAUUCAUGUUUUAAAAUGGUCUUAAAGCUUCUUUUUGUUGUUCGUCACUUUUAUUAUAAAAUCAACAAAUGAUUUUCUCUUGUCAAAUAAUUCAUGUUUAUUGUCAAAGAUUUGGCCCGUGAUCAUAAUACAUAACACAAAUCUACACAACAGUUCCCAAAUACUAAAACUAUAUUUGAAGGGUGUGAUCAAUUGUAACAUAGUAGUUUAUACCUGUUAGUAGACACACAUUAGCCCCGUGCAGGUGGAAUAGAACGUAGAGAUUGUGGCUAAUUUGCCUAUUACCUGAGGAUUAUGAUAUAUGUCACACUUUUACCUAUUGUAUGCCUGAACUCAAUUUCCAUCCAUGUGGCAACUCUCUUUGGUGGAAGGGAAAUUAUUAAACCACCUAUUUCUGUAUCUGUUAAAUAGACAACACAACUGUUUUCUACUUAUUUCUUUGUUUUGCAGAGUGCGUACAGUCUGUUCGACCACUGAACAUUCUUUGCAAAGAAUAAAGCUUUUGCAUUUGG
Molecule: messenger RNA, 3620 nt
Organism: Pungitius pungitius (ninespine stickleback)
Lineage: Eukaryota; Metazoa; Chordata; Actinopteri; Perciformes; Gasterosteidae
Product: nuclear GTPase SLIP-GC-like
Exons: 21
Coding region: 168-2597 (809 amino acids)
Molecular function (GO): GTPase activity
Source: RefSeq, a predicted model, not a curated record